Messenger RNA from Caenorhabditis angaria, 984 nucleotides. Lineage: Eukaryota; Metazoa; Nematoda; Chromadorea; Rhabditida; Rhabditidae. The record is from the annotation of a GenBank genome assembly.
AUGCUCCGGACUCCUGCAGCAACCACAAAUUCGCCAGAAAUAACAAUUUUACGCACCGUGCGUGAAACAUGCGGAGAUUGCAGUGAGUUUUCCACAUUUUUUUCAAAAAUAUUUUAAAAAAUGUAUUUUUUCAGACAGCCACGUGGCAGAAUCUCAAUUAUCAUUGCUUGGAUGUGGUCAUUCGGUCUGUCAUAAUUGCAUAAAUAUCAGGUAAAUUUCUCCCGCGAAAAAUUUUGAAUUUAAAUUUCAAAUUUCAAAUUUUUCGCAGAGCUCGCGCAGGUUUGCUUCUCUGUGAUAUUUGUGUGUUGCGGCCGAAAGUUGAGAAAAAUCGAUAUAAAUGUUCGGAAGAGAAUUGCGAAUCAAUGGAUAUUAAGCAAAAGUUGGUUGAAAUUUUGAAAGCUCAAUGAAAAUCUGGUUUAAAUUUGAUUUCAGCCUGAACAUUUGCUCAACUUGCACGCCAUCAAAAACCUUGGAAGGUUUCGAUCAACUUUUUGCCGCAGCAAUUUGCUCAACUUGCGCAAUGCGAAAACAUUUGAAAAAUUCGCACGAAAUUAUUGAUUUCUGUGCGGUUUAUGCGAAAUUCCAAAGUUUUUCAAUGCGAAAAAUUUUGGAGGAAAAAACCGAUGAAAAUUUGCAAAUUUGCAAUGUUGAUUUCGAUAAUUUUGAAGAUCUCAAAAAUCGCGAACGUCGUGUGAGUUUUGAAGACUAAUAUGAGCAAUACCUGAAAUUUUUUCAGCUCCUCGAGAAAUGCGUGGAAAAUCUGGAAAACUGCGAAUGCCCCACACAACAGCAGAAUUUCUUCUUGAAAAUGGAGGAAUUUUUCGAAAGCGUAGGUUCCCCCAGUCUAUAAAAUCUUUAAAAAAAACAAAUUUUCAGUCGCGAAUUGCGCGAACUCGAAUGCAUCAAGUUAUGUCGAAGGCGAAUGAGAAGAUCUCGCAGAAUAUCCACAAGUUUUGGCGGGAAAAUUUCCAGGAAGGCGCUUGA